Molecule: messenger RNA, 831 nt
Organism: Lathyrus sativus (Indian pea)
Lineage: Eukaryota; Viridiplantae; Streptophyta; Magnoliopsida; Fabales; Fabaceae
Source: the annotation of a GenBank genome assembly
AUGGAUCAAAAUCUGCAACGGGAAUGGUCUUUCAAUGACUUUGAGAUCGGAAAGCCACUCGGGAGAGGGAAGUUCGGCAGAGUGUAUGUCGCUAGAGAAGUCAAGACUAAAUUUGUGGUUGCAUUGAAGGUUAUAUUUAAAGAACAACUUGAAAAAUAUAAACUUCACCAUCAAUUGAGGAGAGAAGUGGAGAUCCAGAUAAGUCUUAAACAUCCAAACGUCUUGCGUCUCUAUGGUUGGUUUCAUGAUUCCGAGCGUGUUGUCUUGAUUCUUGAAUAUGCUCACAAUGGUGAGCUAUACAAGGAGCUUAACAAAAGGCAUCAUUUCUCAGAGAAGCAAGCUGCAACGUAUAUUUUAAGCCUGACAGAGGCAUUGGCAUAUUGUCAUGAGAAGCAUGUUAUUCAUAGGGAUAUCAAGCCUGAAAAUUUGUUGAUCGACCAUGAGGGUCGUCUUAAGAUUGCAGACUUUGGUUGGUCUGUCCAAUCUAAAAUGAAAAGACAAACCAUGUGUGGGACAUUGGAUUAUUUAGCUCCUGAAAUGGUAGAAAACAAAGGUCAUGAUUAUGCUGUUGAUAACUGGACUCUUGGUAUCCUUUGCUAUGAGUUCCUUUAUGGUGCUCCUCCAUUUGAGGCAGAGAGUCAAAUUGAUACCUUCCAAAGGAUAAAAAAUGUUGAUUUGAUUUUCCCUCCUAGCCCUAUUGUUUCUUCAGAUGCCAAAAACCUUAUAAGACGGCUCCUGGUAAAAGAUUCCUCAAGAAGGCUCUCACUCCAGAAGAUAAUGGAGCAUCCUUGGAUAAUCAAGAAUGCAAAUUGUAUUGGUGACUGUGCGUAG